Messenger RNA from Macrosteles quadrilineatus (aster leafhopper), 856 nucleotides. It is a transcript of the gene mRpL21, whose product is annotated as 39S ribosomal protein L21, mitochondrial. NCBI's taxonomy places the organism in Eukaryota, Metazoa, Arthropoda, Insecta, Hemiptera, Cicadellidae. Gene Ontology annotation, molecular function: structural constituent of ribosome. The record is from RefSeq and is a predicted model, not a curated record. The transcript has 5 exons. Bases 118 to 804 code for a protein of 228 amino acids. Gene Ontology annotation, cellular component: mitochondrial large ribosomal subunit; ribosome.
UCCUGCUGGCUCGCUGGCUAAACUGGCUGAGAUUGCUGAGAAACAGAAAACUAGGAAAAAUGUUUUUGUGAUAAUUUAUACCAUUUUAGGAUAAAUAGUAAAUACUACCAAGUUAUAAUGGCAGUAUCGAUAGCUCGUACAAGGUUUUGUCUUUCUUCCUUGAGCUCCCUGAAAAACAAAAUCGGAAACGUAAUGCCUUCCCUGGCUUACCCUCAAUGUACAGGUCUAGGUAUACGUUCAGGACUACAAGACUGCAUCCCAGCAGUUUCUUGGGUCCAGCGAGCAUUUCUAAGAACUAACAUCAAAGACAGCAUUAGUCAACCUUUAAAACAGGAAGAGGUUAAAGAUACAAGAGAUGAAGACAACUGUUAUACCCAAGAAACAAUAGCUUUGGUGAACGACCAGAUUGCCAGAGGAGAAGAAGGACGUUUGUUUGCCGUGAUCCAUGUAGUUGGCAAGCAGUUCAUCGUCACUCCGGAAGACAUUAUCAUAAUUCACGGUCCUUGGGCUCCUACCAUCAGCGACAAAAUAACAUUUGAAAAGGUAAUGCUGGUUGGAGGGUCAGAUUUCACAUUGUUAGGUCGACCUGUAUUGCCACCUGAACUGGUCACAGUCACUGGAACGGUCAUAGAUAAAGACUUAUCACACGUCAAAACAAAGUUCAGAUUCAGGAAACGUAAACAGUUCAGAAGAAUCAAUUUCAUAAGGACCCCGUUGACCAUGGUUCGUAUAAAUGAAGUCAAGAUUGAAGGCAAAGUUGGCGAGAGAAAGGAUGUGGAGGGGUUAAAUCAAGUGUUCUUUUAGUCAAGGAGUUAUAUUUUGUUAUUUCUGUAAAUAAAGUGCUUUAGUAUGUGUA